UGUAAACACAGGAACCUUUAUAUACCGGAUAAUUCCUAUCCUGUGAAAAAGUUUAACAAACGCACUCAGGAUGCCACCGAUGCCUUUCCCAAUGCCUCCAGUAAUAGAAUGGGAAUUCACGGUCUUUCCAAGGUGAUCGGAGAUCAUGCUCCCUCUGGAUCAAAAGAGAACGAGAUUAAGAACUAUUUCGGAAGGAAGAUUGCAAUUGAUGCAUCCAUGAGCAUUUAUCAGUUUCUCAUAGCAGUAAGAUCUGAUGGAAGUCAACUGACAAAUGAAGCAGGAGAAAUAACCAGUCAUUUGAUGGGCAUGUUUUAUCGAACUAUCAGGAUGAUAGAGAAUGGUAUCAAACCUGUAUAUGUUUUUGAUGGCAAGCCCCCUCUUAUGAAAUCUGGGGAGUUGGCAAAGAGAAAAGAAAAGAGAGAGGAGGCACAAAAAGGACUCGCCCAAGCAGAGGAAACUGGUGAUGCUGAAAGCAUGGAAAAAUUUUCUCGAAGACUUGUGAAAGUGACCCCAGAACACAAUAACGAGUGUAAGAAAUUACUUAAGCUGAUGGGAAUUCCAUACAUUGAGGCUCCUUGUGAAGCAGAAGCGCAGUGUGCUGCAUUGGUGAAAUCAGGCAAAGUUUAUGCUACAGGAACAGAAGACAUGGAUGCUCUCACAUUUGGGUCAAAUGUUCUCCUGAGACAUCUUACUUUUAGCGAAGCAAGGAAAAUGCCAAUAAGAGAAUUUUAUUUGGACCGCGUACUUGCAGAGCUUGAACUUUCACAUGAUGAGUUUAUUGAUCUUUGUAUUCUAUUGGGAUGUGACUACUGUGACUCCAUCAAAGGUAUUGGGCCUAAAAGAGCAGUGGAUCUAAUCAAGCAAUAUAAGUCCAUUGAGGAAAUCGUCAAACACAUUGAUACAAAUAAAUAUAUCUUACCUGAAGAAUGGCCAUAUCAGGAAGCCAGAGAAUUAUUCAAGAACCCAGAGGUUUUGCAAGAUGAAGACGUAAAUCUUAAGUGGGAGGCUCCAAAUGAAGAGGAACUUGUGAAAUUCCUAGUUGAAGAAAAAGGAUUUAAUGAAGAGAGAAUUCGUUCUGGAGUAAAAAAGGUCUUAAAGGCACGUAAAGGUUCUACUCAAGGAAGGCUGGAUUCCUUUUUCAAGGUUGUCCCUUCACCAAGUCCUCCAAUUAAAAGGAAGAACGAAGACAGCAAAGGACCAAAGACGAAGAAAUCCAAACCUAACGCAAGAGCAAUAGGAAAGAAGCCCAAAUAAAGGACAGUUUUGGAUCAGAUAUCAUUGACAGAAGUGAUUGUUUUUUCCGUUCAUCCAUACUCGAACUUCUGGUUAAACUUUAUUGAUAAAGAGAAAAGACAAGCAAACACGUUAGAGCACAAAUUUUACAUCUCCCUGUUGAUUGACCAAGAAAUGAAACAAAAUAGAAAAUUGGACAGAAAAGUGAAUAAUCAAAAGGAACGAACUGAAAAACUUGGACUGAAUUCAUCUACAUCGCUGUUUUACAUAACCGUGCCUAGCAGAGAAGAAAUUGCUUCAUAUUUCUUUCUGACUUUAGAUAUUUUAUAAGUUACGGAAAUACAAAUAGAGUUCAGUGUCUUCAUAUUAGGAAGAACAGUCUUUCAACAUCUACCGCCUUGAAAGGAAUUGAAUUAUUUCAUUAGUUAAAACAUUUCGUUCAGGCUGUAUUUCUUUUGUUGUACUGGUGCAUCAGUCACCAGCAUAUUGAAACAAGUCAAAUUGAGAAAGAUGGGUUUGCUUUACUUGGAUCUCUUAAUGCCUUGUAGACACUGUCCUAAGAAACUAUUACACGGGGAAUAAAGAAGGAUAUAAAUUU
This is a messenger RNA of Pocillopora verrucosa, 1831 nucleotides long. Its product is annotated as flap endonuclease 1. Gene Ontology annotation, cellular component: nucleus. NCBI's taxonomy places the organism in Eukaryota, Metazoa, Cnidaria, Anthozoa, Scleractinia, Pocilloporidae. The record is from RefSeq and is a predicted model, not a curated record. Gene Ontology annotation, molecular function: magnesium ion binding; RNA-DNA hybrid ribonuclease activity; DNA binding.